GGAGACUGAAGACAAACAGAGCGGAGCCUCAAAGGCGGGUGGACGUGUUUUUCCCGGGAGAAAAGGAGACGCCUUCAGUCUGCGUGGGGGGGGGGGAGUCAUCUGACUGCUGUGUUCACUUAUUUACAAAAAUUUAUUUAUUAUUUUUUUAUUUCUACCAUUCUAUGUUUGAUGGCAUCAUUAUUUAAUAUGGGAUCCCUGUUCUGUAUAGUGGUGACAGCAUCUUUAACCCAUGCCUCUCUGACACGCUCUGAUGAUGCUGAGGAUUUCCUGUCCAUCGGCCUGAAGGAGGGCUCCAUGGGGGAGGUCAGCCAGAGCAGUAGUGGUGCUGACCCAGUCACCUUCACCCCUGCUGAGGAAGGCAGGAGGCGUCCCAGGAGGUGCACGUGUUACACCUACAGAGACAAAGAGUGUGUGUACUACUGUCACCUGGACAUCAUCUGGAUCAACACACCGGAGCAUACUGUACCCUAUGGGAUGUCCAGUGACUCAGGCUCCCUGCGCCUGAAGCGCUCUGCCCAGAGGAGCAGGAAUGGGGCCGUGGCGAGGCGCUGUGCAUGCAGGCUGCAGACGGACUCAGACUGCAGGAGCUUCUGCAUAGACAGGCACAGGAAGGUGCUCCUUGUAAGACUCAAAGCAAAGGAGAGGACGUCCCAUUUCUACAGACGGGACAGGACGGGGAUUUUAAGAUGA
Messenger RNA from Cyprinodon tularosa, 693 nucleotides. RefSeq names its product endothelin-3-like. The record is from RefSeq and is a predicted model, not a curated record. Bases 172 to 693 code for a protein of 173 amino acids. Gene Ontology annotation, molecular function: hormone activity; endothelin B receptor binding. The transcript is spliced from 4 exons. Gene Ontology annotation, cellular component: extracellular region. NCBI's taxonomy places the organism in Eukaryota, Metazoa, Chordata, Actinopteri, Cyprinodontiformes, Cyprinodontidae. Gene Ontology annotation, biological process: regulation of vasoconstriction; regulation of systemic arterial blood pressure by endothelin; intracellular calcium ion homeostasis.